GAAUCCUGUCAACGAAUGUUCCGUCCGUAUUUUGUUUUCGGAUGUUUGAGUGGAUUAAACAUUUUAGCUUAUUUCUCUUUUCCGUUUUGGAUUUCCCCCUUUUAGUUCCCGCAUCCAGUAGGCGGCGGCAAUACACGGUUUCCGGUGUACUUAGCCCUAAAAUACCACCGAAGAAGAAUAAGUGUUUCCGUUAAGAUGGCUGUCGGUGCCUUCCCCAUCGCCAAGCUCCUCUACCUCGGUGUACGGCAGCUCAGCAAGCCCGUGGCCAACAGGCUCAAGGCCGGGGCUCUCCGGAGCGAGUUCUUCAAGACAUAUGUUUGUCUUCCGCCGGGACAGAUUUACCACUGGGUGGAGAUGAAGACCAAGAUGAGGAUCAUGGGUUUCCGGGGUGCCACCAUCAAGCCCCUGAACGAGGAGGCGGCAGCAGAGCUGGGUGCAGAGCUGCUGGGUGAGGCCAUCAUCUUCAUCAUCGGGGGAGGGUGUAUGAUCCUAGAGUACAGCAGACAGGCGGCCAACUCUAAGAGGAAGGAAGAAGAGCUGAGUCACACCAUUGGCAGUCUGCAGACACAGAUAGGAGAGCUGGCCCUGAACACAGAGACACUGGAUGCCAGGCUGAGGGAGGUCAACCGGCUGCUACUCUCCUUACCUCCUCCAGCCCUAGCACAGUCUUCUCCUACCACCACGCAACUUCCUGUUUCUGAUCCUACUACCACGCAACUUCCUGUUUCUGAUCCUACUAUCACGCAACUUCCUGUUUCUGAUCCUGCUCCCACGCUGGCUUCCUCUUCCGUGGAUCCCAGCCAAAAGUGAUACCUGUGUAAUUUCUGAGUUAGGCUGGUGGUCGCCAGAUCUGUGUGUCUUUAGCCAAGUCCUCGGUCAUGUCAUAACUAGCCUUUCAUAUCUGGCUACUUAACACUCUCCCAUGUAGUGUUGUCAGACCAGACUAAAGGGCUCUACACACUCUAUGCAAACGGCACGAUGGAGUUCCGUUUGUGUCGAUCCCUGCCUACUUUUGUGCGGCAAUUUAGUUUUGAACGGACCGUAUACGACGCUCUGUUUGCGUAGAGCGUUUAGAGUCCUUCAGACUAGGCUGUGAUGCCACACGAGAGUCAGUUGUUGGUUAAAACAGACACAGAUCUCUGUCCACCAGGUUACGUCUGUUAAUGAAAGGAUUGUGAUGCUUACCGUAUGCUUCCCAGUCGAAACAGCUUGUAUAUAUAUAUAUAUAUUAUGAUGACGUUUGCUUUGGUCUUUGGCAGUUUUUUCUUCUUCUCUGCUGUUCAUUUUUUCUUGAGGCAAGUCUGUGUUCGCUAGCCAGAGUACUAGUCCUAGUAGGAACUAUUGACGGGAUUCUUCAAUUAAUUGUUUGUCAUUCAACAAGUAGCCUCUGCAGAGGCCCCAACAACCGGAAUAUUCCGGUUUUUCAGGGGCAAUGGAAAGGGAACAUUAACAAGGCAACACUAUCUUAACUCCGCCUCCACAUUUACUGAAUUGGUUGAAAUAGUGCAGAAGAGAACCUCCCUGACAGUUUUUUCUUUUCUCCUGGUCGAGACCAGGGUGUAGGGGAUGUAGCUUCAGGCCUUUCUUUGACAGCUGCCAUGUUAGGUGUUCAACCAGAGACGACUAGUUUUCAUGCACACGUUUUCAUUGAGAAACACUGCACUAAACAUCUCUGUUAGAUGGAAAAUUGCGCGACCUAAGACUUCCUCUGCAAAAACGUCAGCAUUUUAUUUCAGGUUAAUUUGGCCUGUUUUGAGGAAGUGUUACUGGGUAUGUUGUUGGUACGGUGGCUCAAGAGGGACAAACAACAGUGUAGAUCCGCUUUUGUUCAACUUUUUAAAGUGAAGGUCAUUAAGGAGUAUGUGAGCAGAUGUUAUUUUCGCCUAGCCGAGUUCUGCUAGAAUCAAACCGACCCUCUAUGCAGAUACCUUCAUCAGUAAGUGGAGGAAGGUGCAACCACAAUACAGCACUGUCUGUCUGCUGCCAUAUGCAGAGGAUUGCCUGUAGAGCUGGGUGUGUGGGACUAAGAUGCUGAGGAUUGCCUGUAGAGCAGGGUGUGGGACUAAGAUGCUGAGGAUUGCCUGUAGAGCAGGGUGUGGGACUAAGAUGCUGAGGAUUGCCUGUAGAGCUGGGUGUGGGACUAAGAUGCAGAGGAUUGCCUGUAGAGCAGGGUGUGGGACUAAGAUGCUGAGGAUUGCCUGUAGAGCUGGGUGUGUGGGACUAAGAUGCUGAGGAUUGCCUGUAGAGCUGGGUGUGUGGGACUAAGAUGCUGAGGAUUGCCUGUAGAGCUGGGUGUGUGGGACUAAGAUGCUGAGGAUUGCCUGUAGAGCUGGGUGUGUGGGACUAAGAUGCUGAGGAUUGCCUGUAGAGCUGGGUGUGUGGGACUAAGAUGCUGA
Messenger RNA from Coregonus clupeaformis (lake whitefish), 2396 nucleotides. RefSeq names its product outer mitochondrial membrane lipid metabolism regulator OPA3 (gene opa3). Lineage: Eukaryota; Metazoa; Chordata; Actinopteri; Salmoniformes; Salmonidae. Gene Ontology annotation, cellular component: mitochondrion. Bases 196 to 810 code for a protein of 204 amino acids. Gene Ontology annotation, biological process: regulation of lipid metabolic process. The record is from RefSeq and is a predicted model, not a curated record. The transcript is spliced from 2 exons.